CUUGCUAUGAAAAUUUUUAAUUUCACGUGUUUUUCCGCGCGAAAGAUGAGCAAGAAAAAGCACGAUAGCUUUCAGUUGUGUGAAUUAUGUGGAAGACUGGUGUAUUCUCGUCAAUUACCUGAUCACAGGGCGGUAUGUGGAGCAGAUUCGUCCAGAGAAGAUCAUAAGUGCGCGUUCAUUCAAGAUGGUGUCCUGCACGCUCUCGUUGUGGAGAGGAACAACAAAAUGAUUUCAGGUUCGUCAGAUCGAAGUGAUCUAAGGUUAACAGUGAUGUUGUUUUUAAGUUUAACCCAAGUGUUUGCUCUGAAUCAAUCUUAGAAUUGUGUGGUUUCUGAAUUGAAAGUUUUUUAUCAGUUGGAACGGUCGUGGGUCCAAGGAGAAAAAUAGGGGUCGUGGGUUUUUCCUAAUUGAGAUUGGGUUGGGGUUAUUCUGACGGGUAUUCCCUCUUAAACAGAAUAGAUGAAUUUUAAGGGUCUUGGACAGGGUCUCUCUCCGGACUCAAGGCCUGGAAUGGGGUUAGAAUGUUGCCAGUGAGGACUCUUUAGAUGCAGUUCUGGCCAAAUUUGUUAAAAUUUUACAGUAAAUAUUCUUUGGUUCUUCCAAAUAUCUAUGAGACCAUUGUAAAACAACUUUAGAGUAGGAGAGAAGUGAUAACAAGGCCUGAUCUGUCACUGAUCAGUCAUCACCAGCCCCAGUCAUUCUUAAACCUCAGCAACCAGAAUGAGAGGAUUUUUACAUAGAGAAGACCUCCCAAAGCUAUUACUGGAUGCUUAGAAGGGGUUUAAGUUUAAUUUCUAUGGUUUAACUGUAAUUAUAUCAGAUAGUAAGCUGCCACUGCCAUCUCGAAAGAAUGUGAUUUUGCUGAACAGUAACACAAUGAGGGAGUGCAACCUGCCCAUUGGAAAAAGAGUUGUGUUGAGGUCAGACCAAAAAAACUUAGAGGUAAAUGUUUCAGAAAAAGGCUUAUAAUUUUUUACAUGGUUCAUUUUUAGUGUAUGAGCAUGAUAAUAAGAUCAUUGUAUAUUACAUUGGCAGAUUGUCUGUAUGGCAUGGCCUUCAUCAGGAGUCUCCCCAGAGUGUAGGUUGAUAACAUUUGAUUUUUUCAUCAAUGUUCCAAUGACUUAAUUUAUCAAGGGCAUAAAAUUAUUGCUGCUGGUAAUUACUGAUUAAUAGUAUUCUCCACCCAGGUGUGGCAUUAUCACAACUGUCUCUUGAGAAUCUGCAGGUAAUCUCUUUUAGUUUUGUUUCUUAUUAUGAAGAAAAGUUUGUAAUUUUAUUCAACAAGGCCCUAUUCACUAAGUUUUCCCGUUUUUUAGGUUUCAGGAGGUGAAUUUGUCAGCAUUAGAGCACUGAAAAAGUUGUGGUUACAUGCUGCAAGGGUAGAACUUGAGUUGUGGUAAAUGGUUGAUUCUUUUCCUUUUUCUGCUGUAGCAGUAAAUGCAUGACUUCUCGGAUUUUGCAAUCCAUCUUUAUGUGCACUCUGGUUACAAGAAUUAACCCUUUACACCCUAACAUCAGUAUGCAUAUUCUCCAUACUGUUCUUUAUACAUUUCUUAAGGUGCUGACAAGGAGAAUUUGUUUACCCAAUCAAAAGCUUCUUUCAUUGGUGAUCAUUUCCUUUAUUCUCAUGACCCUUUAUAUGUGAUAUAGGAGUGAUAUUGUUGGGAGAAAUUAGAUGCUAGUCACUCCUAGGGGUUAAAGGAUUACUAACAGCCCAGAGAGGGUAGAGACAUUUUCAGGCCAACUGAUGGAGAGCCUUGUUCCACAAUGUACUGUGCUUCAUAGAUAAAAUGCUGCUGAAUAAUCUAACAGUAUCUCACAGUACAAGAGUUGACAUGAAUUAUACAUUGCUGUUUGUAUGUGCAACUGGACAAAAUGCAUUAAGGGAGAUGGGGAUGACCCAAUUUGUUCUCAGUCAGUUAGUGGUAGCAGCUCCCUCACCAAUUAACAAGGCUUCCCGCCCAAAAAUAAAAGAUUUACUUACUUUUGUUUCAUUCUAGUGAUGCAGUGGAGUUUGAAGUGAACCAACUGUUUACUGAUUAUUGUCUUCAAGAUUUACGUAAGUACUAAUAGGUUUCUCUAACCUAUGUUGCUUCUUCAACAACCUAAACCAAUGAGAUUCUCUUCUGUUUGACAUACCAUUUAUAUUCCUGGAACCUGACUGCAUGUGACUGUUGAGAUACCAAAUAUGUUACAAUUGCAUGUGUAUGGCAAUGAAUAUUCAUGGAGGGGGGUAGGGAGACCAUAUUGUAAGAUGCCAAUUGGUUGAGUCAUGCUAGACUGUUACUCCCAAUCCUUACCCAACCCUACUGGGUACUAAAGGUUGUAUUUAUCUCUUGGGUGACUGUUUAUUAAACUUGUUCAAAACCAUUGCAGGGAAUCAAUAUGUCUGUCCUGGACACAAAUUAGAAGUCACAUUCUAUGGCAGAGCCCGGCAGCUAAUGGUUAUAGGAUUAACUGGAUCCUGUACACUUGAUACAAACUCAAUUUCUCCAGCUGAAUUUAAGCCCCAGCAAAUAUUUUCUAACACUUCGACUUCAAAGCUUACAGACCAACUGGAAAUGCUCAGCCUUAAUAGGGGAACAAGAAUGGAUGCAAAAGCUGCUAUGUCACGUGAUGUUGAAGAUUUGACAAUUCGGAGGAAUUUGACAUCUAAUUAUCAAAAAGAAAACCACACUGAGGACGAAUUAGUUGAUGUGGAAUCAAAAGAAAAAAGUGAAGGAUCUCUGCCACAGUCGUAUCAUGCAAAGGCGAAGAUAGAUCACGGAUAUGGAAACACUUUGCGGUCAGAUUUCCCACUGAACCAACUUGAUAGUCAGUCAUUAUUUUAUUAUAUUUCACCAGAAGAAACGCAUCUGACAAUUCACGCUCGCGGAACGCGUCAAAGUGAGCAUAGCGUGCUAAAAAAUAAAGUAACUUAUAAAUCUAUCGGAGGACUUCAUAAGCAAGUUGCGCUGGUGCGUGAAAUGAUCGAACUUCCUCUUAAACAUCCUGAAAUGUUUACAAAUUACGGUAAGUUGUUGUUAAAUAACAAGUGAGUUCCUUUAAAGGCAAAGGAAGGGGGAUUCUCUCUGAAUUAGGGUAACCAAUACUCUAUUAGAGUAAUUUUCAAUUUCUAUCGAAAGUAAUACGUGAUUGCUUAGGUUUUCCUACAAUUCGCUAUUUGAUUGGUUCAGAAAACUCCCACCACUCUCUUAACCAAUCAGAUGCAAAAACUACGACUUGGUCGUCCGCGUUUUCCCGCGCUUUUGGCAGUUUGGUUGUUUUUACUGUUGUCUUCAUAGACUCUCAAAGAUGUUUUCCUUUCUUCAGUUGGUCCCCCUGUGGAAGUCGUGGGAAUUGAUAAACAUUUACGGUCUAUGAAUUGUUUCUACAACAUUUCUUCAUUGUUCAGGUAUUCCACCCCCGCGCGGUGUCUUGCUCCACGGUCCGUCUGGAACAGGGAAAACCCUCAUUGCACAAGCAGUGGCCGCGGAGUCUGGUGCCCACUUUAUCUGCCUUAAUGGCCCGGAUGUUCUGAGUAGGUCUGUAAAGCGUUUAUACUUCAUUAAUAGCAUACCCCGCGACAUUAAAAAUUUUCACAAUUCUAACAUUACUCGCAUUGCGUAAAAGGCUGUUCAACACAGUUACCAUCUUCAUUUACAUCAUCAUCACGCAAAGGCAUUGCAUUCGACAUUCCUUUCGUAGUAGUGUGUGGGAAGUUUGUCACCAUGCACCUAGUUAAACGGCCUCGAGUCUUCUAUAGCUCAGUGGUAGCGCAUUCUAAGCAAAAAUCGUUCCUUUACUCCAAUUAUGCCGUGUCUUUCACUGAAUAACACCAUCUUUCAGUAACCUUUUUGUUCUCUCUUUUUUUCCCGCCAGAUAUUACGGUGAAACAGAGGCACGUUUGAGGGACAUAUUCCGCGAGGCUCGCGAGAGGGCUCCUACUAUCGUGUUCAUAGAUGAGCUGGAUGCUUUGUGUCCCAAAAGAGAUAAGGUACAAAAUGAGUUUGAGAAGAGAGUAGUGGCUACUCUGCUCACUCUGAUGGAUGGAGCAGACACAGCGGUGAGGAUUGAAAUGGUUAUUAUUUUGGUGAUGAUUGUUAUUAUAAUGAUAAUGACGAUGAAUGAGGAGGAGUUUUUCGACCCUGAGCCUAUCUAUGUCUCGGAAAUAAACACUUAAAAUCCAUCUAAACUGAACAAAAGACCUAUGCUCCCCAAGGCGAGUGAAGAAGUUUGACCUUACACGAGUUUAGUUGUUUACAAACUCAAAGAAUUAUGAUUAUUAAUCCGCUUGUCAGAGAAUAGAUAAAACUGAAACUCAAGUGAUUAUUUAUAGAAUUUUUCAUCGAGUCACGUGAUCUUUUUGGCGGCCACUAACCGUCCAGACGCCAUAGACCCAGCCCUUCGCCGACCGGGUAGACUGGAUCGAGAAAUUGAGAUUGGAAUACCAAAUGCUAACGACCGUGAAGAUAUUCUGCGGACUCUUCUGCUCAAUGUGCCACAUGGCUGCACGGAAGAUGAUUUGAGAAGGUAUGUAAACAAGAACGACGCAGAGAAGUUGAUCGUAUCGAGCUGAAAAAUCAAAUCGAAAAGAGAAGGGAGAAAGUCGAGGAAAAGGUUGUGCUGACGAAGCUGCCUUUUGAGUGACUGAAAAGUCGAGUGUCAGCCCUUCGUUAGAGCCCUGCCGUGACAAGGGGCUAACGCUCGAGAGAUCAGCUUGUGAAACUCUUUAUGUUGGCCUCUUAACCCUUUAACUCCCGGAUCAAAUUUGUCAUUCUCCUUACUGUCAACCAUACAAUUCUUAUAAUGUUAGGUCAAAGAAUUCAGUAUUUGAUCAACUAAUUAUCCCCAAAUUGAUAUUUUUCUUCAUUCUCAUCACUUGUCUGGUUGAUACUGUGAUGAUAUUGUAAGGAGAAACUCUGUCUUGGUCACUCAUGGGAGUUAAAGGGUUAAUAUUAUCAACUCGGUUGAUCAAACCAAAUUAUCACGUCACAACCUCACCGACGCAGCACCUCAGUUUCUGUAGAAACUUACCCUCUUUUUUCAUUCUUUUUGAAGUUUCGCAGAGUUGGCUCAUGGCUAUGUAGGAGCAGAUCUUACCGCUGUGUGUAAAGAAGCAGGGUUCAUGUCAUUCAAACGUUGUUUAGCGGAACAAAACGGACUUUCCACCGAUGACGUCGGGGUCCAGGAGGAAUACUUAAAAGAGCGCCUUUUGGUCACCAGAGAGGACAUCAUGGCGGCGUUCCGACAGGUCCGCCCCAGUGCUAUGCGCGAAGUGUCUAUUGAUGUACCUAAGGUGGGAAUCGUGUUCAAUGGUAUUUCUGUUUGACCUUGGAGAAUGAUGGUUUGCCGGCUUAAAAGGCCGGUUUGUGGAAUAGGCUUUUUAAAUACCGACGGUCCUCGGUUUAUUUUUGCAAAACCAUGAAUACUGAACGCUUGUGAGCAAACUGCAAUUCAGAGAAUCGAUAGGGUCAAUAUUUUUGCAGCGCAGGAGAAAACUUGUAAUUUUCCUUCGUUUAAGGGAAUUUUUAAUUUGGUUUCUAAAGUGAUAUAGACUUGCGUUGGCUCUGCUCUGCUUCGCUCUAUAAUUGAUCCAGAAAAUAAGCGUCACCAUCAGACGCAGAACGAACACCAACCGCGUCUUGGUUACUCGCGUUUUCCCGGGUUUCGCACAAUUUGCUUGUUUUUUUUGUUGUUGUUGGAAUUACCAUCGGCUCCUCGCUUUACUUUCCUUUUACCUUCAAUGGCCGUUGUAAAUACUUUGAUGUUGGUUUCACGGCACUCAAUCGAAAUUCACAGAAAAAUUUAUUUAUCCAAGAGUACACUACCUUUCUAGAAGACAAUACGUGAAUUUGUCGAUACCAAAAAUGCCCUGCUCUAUUUUAUUCCCGAGCUCAAAAUUUACCAUCUUUCUUAUUCUCUGAUUUGUGUAGGUUCGUUGGGAGGAUAUCGGGGGAAAUGCAGUCAUCAAACAGAAGCUAAAACAAGCUGUGGAAUGGCCACUAAAACAUCCAGAGGUGAUUAACAAUAACUUUGAAUUUAUAAGAAAGAGAAAUAAACCAAGAGACAUACUGGUGGAAGUGAUUCCUACGAGCCAUGCCAGUCUUCGUAUGAGUUGCAAUUUAUCUAUAAAAUUGUGGCUUAUAUUUUACUGGUACUGAAUCUCCCGUGACCGUUUUGUACAAACCACGAUGAAGCUAUUCCAUGAUUAGCGUGAUAUUUUUCUCUUAAAUGAAUAAAGGGGGUAACUUUCUAAAGAAACUGUGGUGCUACGUCGGUGAGAAAGUAUAACAAGGUAAUUUUGUGUUAAUUGGGUGUUAUCAACACUGCGAUAAAAUCCCACAAAACCUUAGCCUCUAUAUACGUUAUAAAACUUAAGGAAUGAAAACCAAUUUUAACGCCAGUCAAGGUUAACUUCGAUCUUGGCCCUGACUUUUCUGACGGACAAUCUCUUUUAAUUGGUUCCCCAAAAGGCGUUUCAACGAUUGGGUAUUCGCCCCCCCAAGGGGAUUCUGAUGUACGGUCCCCCGGGAUGCAGCAAGACGCUUGUGGCGAGAGCACUGGCCACAGAAAGUGGGCUCAACUUCUUGGCAGUGAAAGGGCCUGAACUGUUCAGUAAGUGGGUUGGAGAAUCUGAGAAAGCAGUGAGACAGGUCAGUGGUGAACAGUCCAGCGAGAUGCCCCGCGGGUGAUAAUGCGUCAAAUUCCUCAAGUGUAACUACUUGUCAUCUGGCAAGUAUCUUCGCUUUCUCCUCAGCGAGUUACUAGUAUGUUAAUCCCUAAUAUUCCAUGUGAAAUUAGACAAAUACUGGUGCCUUCUACCUUCUUGACUUUGCCACCGAACCCGGAAAUUUAUCCUCUUACUCUUUCAUUCGAAAAUUAGUUCUAAGGCAUUCUGUCUUAACGUCAAUCGCCAUGUUAUAACAUCAUAUUCAAUAACUUGCUAUAGAGUAAGAAAGAGAGUACAUUUUGUGCUCGAUAAUGAAAAGAAGAAAGUUUUUUUUUUUCGAAAAACUUCUUGCUCUAAAACUUACCAUCACUUUUCCAGGUUUUCCAAAAAGCACGUGCUGCCGCACCAUCCAUCGUUUUCUUCGACGAAAUCGACGCCCUCGCGGCGCGCCGUGGGAGCGGUGGAGAUGACGGUGGGUCAAGUGUAUCCGACCGCGUUCUCACUCAACUCUUGACUGAGCUGGAUGGCGUGGAAACACUUAAAGACGUUGUCAUGGUUGCGGCCACGAACCGUCCUGAUAUGAUUGACAAGGCACUGCUCCGCCCUGGAAGAAUUGAUCGGAUUGUGUAUGUGCCACUUCCGGACAAAAACGCGAGGGAGGAGAUCUUUAAAAUCCACCUCAAUGAUACUCCCCUGGGAGAUGACGUCGUAAUGGGAGAUCUUGCUGAAAAGACCGAGAUGUUCUCGGGAGCUGAAAUAACAGCGUUGUGCCGUGAGGCCGCUCUGAUGGCCCUUCAAGAGGACAUUGAGUCCAAUGAAGUGCUUAGGAGACAUUUCGAUGAAGCUUUUAGGGCGGUGAAGCCAAGAACUUCUAGGGAGUUGAUAGAAAUGUACAGAAAAUACCAGAAUGAAAGUGGUGUACAUUCUAUUUAGUAGGCCAAGAUUUUGACAUGUCUUCUGAACGUAAAAUGCCAAUUUAGACCUCUGGAAGGCUGUCUUGAAAACAAUAAAUCAGCAGUUGUUCAA
This is a messenger RNA of Pocillopora meandrina, 7678 nucleotides long. Lineage: Eukaryota; Metazoa; Cnidaria; Anthozoa; Scleractinia; Pocilloporidae. The record is from the annotation of a GenBank genome assembly.